Molecule: messenger RNA, 831 nt
Organism: Colletotrichum truncatum
Lineage: Eukaryota; Fungi; Ascomycota; Sordariomycetes; Glomerellales; Glomerellaceae
Source: RefSeq, a predicted model, not a curated record
AUGAAGACAACUCAAACUUUGUUUGCAGCUGCGGCGCUGCUUGCGAGCACCAACGCGCAACAAGUACCGGCCGUUACACCAGCACCGGCUCGCUAUUUCUUCAUUUAUGACUCCCACCCUGCUGGCUCCCUCGAGGCAUCCGUCGUUGGCUACAGCAGCAGCAGCAUCACCAGGGUUGAGACGACCUAUCGGGUGGCCUGUCCGUCUGCCAACGAGGCCUGCAAGAAGGAAGGCUACUACCCAGUCGACAUCACCCAUUCAGAUGGUUCACACUGGGCAGGCACCAAUACGGCGACCGCAGGAUUGGUCAAGCGUUGGGAGUGCAACCUGGGUAAUUUCGGCAACGCAACACUCUCUGAUCAAUAUGGAUGGUGCACGGAAACGACCGUAUCGGGUAGCUCUACGGCGGUGGCCGAGCAACAAGCGGUCAACACGUGUUUCGUUGAGGCACGCUCAAUUGUCGUGGCCAUGACCGCUGGCUUGGAGAAGUUUGGAAGCAGGACAUGGUGGGGGACUAGGGAUGCGUCGUAUUACCUUUCAUUUGAUUCGGAAAAAUGGAAUACGGAGACGUGCAAGCCGUUCAGUAGCGCUACGCCGACAGGAUCGCCAGCGAAGACGACCGAAUCGGGAAGCCCUACGAGGAGUUCUACUGAUAGUGCGUCGUUGCCAACGGAGGCAGGCACGGCAUCCGUUACCGUGGCGGAGACGGGGGUGGUUUCGGGCAAUGUGGCGCCGUCAGGGUCGGCACCUCCGAGUGGAUCGGGCCGGAUGCUCACAAGCAUGCCGUUGGCUCUCGGAGCCACGGUUGUAGGUGUCAUGGCGUUGAUCUGA